AGUAUUUUAAGUUCGAUCUAAUUAGAUAUGCUUUCACAUCCAGAGGGGCAUCACUCCACAAAAGGUGAAGAGACUGGCGAGACAGCAACAAGCCCAGCUGAUGGUGACAAGAUAAAUGAUCGAGGCAAGGAGGUGAGGAAACCUCGAUUGAAUUACACUGAUAUUGUUGAAGACUACCGCGCCAAUGAUGGACGUCUGGCUGCGGACUCGCAGAAGAUGUACGAAGGUCUCCAGGAGGAAGAUGCCGAGAUCGAAGUAGCAAGGCAAGAAGAUGAGCAUCAGGAUCAAGCAGAAGCUGCGACGAAGUUGAAGAAUGACCUAGAUGAGUUGAAAGAUAUGUUUUCAAACUUCGAUUCCGAGUUAAUACAAGAUUUGUAUCUCGGGUUGAACCUAGAUAAACAGGCCACAGUCGAAGCACUUUUGAAGCUUAGUCGAGAUGGAGGAGGAUCUGAUAGGGAAUCAAUAGACGAGAGUUCCGGGCCUAGCAUGACCCCGCAGGAGUAUGAGGAAAAAUACCCAGCGCUUGCAAAAAAGGAAGGAGAUUGGGAGUUCGUUCCGCGAGGAUCGGCCUCCUCAGCAAGAGUCUCUGAUGGUGAAGCUCCUUCGUACAAGGAAAUAACUGUGCGACAUCACUCUUCCGACACCAAGGAUGCCGACGAUUUUGUUCAUGUCAAGUGACACUUUUGAUAUAAACUGCAUUUCAAGUAUUCAGUAUUCUCUAAGUGGUUAGGCGGUGA
Molecule: messenger RNA, 737 nt
Organism: Perkinsus marinus ATCC 50983
Lineage: Eukaryota; Perkinsozoa; Perkinsida; Perkinsidae
Exons: 6
Coding region: 28-678 (216 amino acids)
Molecular function (GO): ubiquitin binding
Source: RefSeq, a predicted model, not a curated record